Messenger RNA from Oncorhynchus keta (chum salmon), 1449 nucleotides. Its product is annotated as caseinolytic peptidase B protein homolog. Gene Ontology annotation, cellular component: cytoplasm; mitochondrion. NCBI's taxonomy places the organism in Eukaryota, Metazoa, Chordata, Actinopteri, Salmoniformes, Salmonidae. The record is from RefSeq and is a predicted model, not a curated record. Gene Ontology annotation, biological process: cellular response to heat. Gene Ontology annotation, molecular function: ATP binding; ATP hydrolysis activity.
AUGUCACCAGAGCGAUCAGGAGGGAAGGAGAAUGGCUGGUAUGACGAAGAACAUCCCUUUCUUCCUUCCGGCUCCUCUGGAAUCGGUAAGACUGAGCUGGCCAAACAGGUGGCUCGUUAUAUGCACAAGGACCUGAAAAAGGGAUUCAUCCGCAUGGACAUGUCCGAGUUCCAGGAGAAGCACGAGGUGGCUAAAUUCAUAGGUUCUCCUCCAGGUUAUGUUGGUCAUGAAGAGGGAGGUCAGCUGACUAAACAGUUGAAGGCGUAUCCCAAUGCCGUGGUUCUAUUUGACGAGGUGGACAAGGCCCAUCCAGACGUACUGACCAUCAUGCUACAGCUGUUCGAUGAGGGCCGUCUUACAGAUGGGAAGGGGAAGACCAUUGAGUGUAAGGACGCCAUCUUCAUCAUGACCUCGAACGUGGCCAGUGACGACAUCGCUCAGCAUGCAUUGCAGCUCCGCCAGGAGGCCCAGGAGCUCAGCCGCAGGAAACUGGCACACACACACACAGACAGACAGGAUGAUGUCACCAUCUCCAGGCAGUUUAAGGACGCUGUAAUUCGCCCUAUUCUGAAGGCCCAUUUCCGGAGGGAUGAGUUUCUGGGGCGGAUCAAUGAGAUUGUCUACUUCCUGCCGUUCUGCCCCUCUGAACUACAGCAGCUUGUCAGCAAAGAGCUCAACUUCUGGGCCAAGAAGGCGAAGCAGAGGCAUGACAUCACUCUGCUCUGGGACCGCCCUGUUCUGGACCUGCUGGCUGGAGGUUACAACCUGCACUACGGAGCCCGUUCCAUCAAACAUGAGGUGGAGCGGAGGGUGGUCAACCAACUGGCAGCAGCCUAUGAGCAGGAGCUCCUUCCAAAGGGCUGUACCCUCCGCCUGUCUGUCCACUCAGAGGACAGGGGCGGGGCCGAGGGGCAGGAAGGGCUGGAGCAGGGCGUACCCAGUCUGCGUCUGGAGGUAGUGGGGAAGGACAGCACAGCACGGACGCUGGACAUACGCCCUCCUCUCAGCCCCGAUCACUAACACACAGCACCCACUGUGUAUAUAUACUCUGGGGUCUACUGUCGUCACAUCACCUCAUAAUAACCUAUCACCUCAUAAUAACCUAUCACCUCAUAGUCAUGAGUUGGUUUUCACGGAGCUAAUUAAGCAAUAAGGCCCAAGGAGGUGUGCUAUAUGGCCAAUAUACCAUGGCUAAGGGCUGUUCUAAGCACGACGCAACAUGGAGUGCCUGGACACAGCCCAUAGCUGUGGUAUAUUGGUCAUAUAUCACAAACCCCUGAGGUGCCUUAUUGUUAUUAUAAACUGGUCAAUGUAAUUAGAGUAGUAAAAAUAUUGUUUUGUCAUACCCAUGGUAUACAGUCUGAUAUACCACGGCAGUCAGACGAUCAGCUUUCAGGGCUCGAACCACCCAGUUUAUAAUGUAAAAUAAAACACGUCUCAUAAGAAACA